CGUCUGCCUCCUUUUCCCCCCUCAGAGACGGCGGGCGAUGCUGGGCGGCGAGGAGAGCGGCCAGGCCGCGGCCGGAGGGGGCGCCCCAGUCUCCGCGGCCUCUCCCGCAGCUGAGGCGGAGGCGCCGGCCUUGGCCGCCCCCGCUGCUCGCGACGCUGAGGUGAAAAAGGACGAGGAGGAGGAAGAAGGAGAAGGAGAGGAGGAGGAGGAAGAGGCGGCGGCCGAGGCGGAGCGAGCCACCCGGCAGCGCUACGAGGAGCUCUGCAGCAGCCUCAACAUGGACGAGCGCGCCCGAGCCGAGGCCUGGCUCAGCUACCAGAGUAUGAGGAGGAACUACACCCUGGAGGGAAACGAUCUGCACUGGUUAGCAUGUUCGUUAUACGUGGCUUGCAGGAAAGCCGUCCCGACAGUUAGCAGAGGGACUGUUGAAGGAAAUUAUGUGUCUUUAAUCAGAAUACUGCGCUGUUCAGGACAAAGUUUAAUAGAGUUUUUUAACAAGAUGAAGAAAUGGGAAGAUAUGGCAGACCUACCCUCCCAGUUCAGAGAACGUACCACAAGAUUAGAAAGAAACUUUACAGUUUCUGCUGUAAUUUUUAAGAAGUAUGAACCCAUUUUUCAGGAUAUUUUCAAGCACCCACAAGAUGACCAACCACGACAGCCAAGAGGGAGAAAACAAAGGAGGCAACCUUGCACUGUCUCUGAAGUUUUCCAGUUUUGCUGGGUCCUCUUUGUUUAUGCAAAAGGCAAUUUUCCUAUGAUCAGUGAUGAUUUGGUAAAUUCAUACCAUCUGUUACUGUGCGUCCUUGACCUAGUCUAUGGGAGUUCUUUGCAGUGUCCAAAUCGUAAGGAGAUUCUGAAUCCAAGUUUUAAGGGGCUGCCUGAAGAUUUUCAGAGUAAGGAUUUUAAACUCUUGUCCGAAGCCCCUUGCAUCAUUGAAAAACUCUGCUCCUUGCACGAUGGCUUGGUUUUGGAUGCCAAGGGAAUAAAAGAACAUUUUUGGAAACCCUAUGUGAAAAAACUCUUUGAGAAGAAGAUCCUAAAAGGAAAAGAGGAGAACCUGACAGGUUUUUUGGAUCCUGGAAACUUUGCAGAAAGCUUUAAGGCCAUCAACAAGGCCUACGAGGAAUACAUACUGUCAGUUGGGAAUCUAGAUGAGAGGAUCUUUCUUGGAGAAGAUGCCGACGAGGAAAUCGGAACCCUGCGAAGGUGUUUAAACACAGCUUCGGAGAUGGAAACAGCCGAAAGGGUACAAAUGAAAUAUAAUCUGCAGGAACACUUUGAACGGACAAAAUCUUUCAGAAUAUCUACGCCUCUCACUGGCCGGAAAUAUAUCAAGGAUAGCGAUCCUUACUUGAGCCCCAUUUCCAUCGCAACCCACUGCUUGACACGGCUUCACACAAUGUUGGCAGGGCUGAAGAACGCCCCUAGUGAGAAUCUGGAGCAAAUUCUGAGUGGCAAAUCUACAUUGUUCAUUGACAGAAGUUGCUCCAGGGAUCCUUCUGUGUCCAUUACCAAUAGAGUGAAAGAAAUGUAUGAAAUUUAUUCGCAAAAGGCACCAUCUUCUGGAGAAUCUGGAAAUUUCCCCAAAGAUCUUGUUGGUAAACACUUCCGUCUCGCUGAGGUCCUUUAUUAUAAGGUUUUGGAAUCCGUCCUAAAGCAAGAAAAGAAAAGACUAGAAGACGCUGAUCUAUCUGCCAUCUUGGAGCACGAUGUCUUUCAUAAGUCUCUCAUGGCCUGCUGCCUUGAAGUAAUUAUUUACUCCUACAAGACAGCGGAUAGUUUCCCGUUCAUCACGGAUGUUUUUGAUGUUCCUGCCUUCCACUUUUAUAAGGUAAUCGAGAUCCUGAUCAGAGCAGAGGAUGGCCUUUGCAGAGAGGUGGUGAAGCAUCUCAACCACAUCGAGGAACAGAUUUUAGAGAGCCUGGCAUGGAAAACGGAAUCCCCACUCUGGGAUAAAAUAAAAGAAAAUGAAAAUAAGGUCCCUACCUGCGAAGAGGUGAUGCCACCUCAGUAUUUUGAAAGAUCAAAUGGCAACAGCGUGGCUGGGUCCCCUUUAACUCCGAGGAGAUUAAAUGAAGUUCGUGCUGAAACUGGAACUCAGGGAAAAGGCAUUUCGUUUUCCCCAGCCACCCUCUACGAACGGUACAGCUCUCCAACCACCAACCCUACCAGAAGAAGGCUGUUCGUUGACAGCGACACCCCCGGGGAGGCCCCUCGGACGCCCGUGAGGGUCUCUCAGCCGCCUGUGAUCAGCACCGUGCCUGUACAAAACGUCUCCUCCGAUGCCAUCCCUGUCACUCCGGUGCCUGGGCAGACUUUGGUCACCGUGGCAACCGCCACGGUGACCGCCAAUAACGGGCAGACAGUUACCAUACCUGUGCAAGGCAUUGCCAAUGAAAACGGGGGCAUAACAUUCAUUCCGGUCAACCUGAAUGUGAGUGGACAGGCUCAAUCCCUGCCUAGCUCCAUCCCGCCUCUCAGUGCGCAGACCCUUGCUGGCACGCUCACUUCUCAGCAGAUGACUCGCCCAACCCUCCAGCUGCAAGGCCAGCUCCAGCAGGUGGCCCAUCCUGGGGAACGGCGACAGAAGCAGCAGAUCAGUAGCGGUGCCAACAGAUCCCGAAAAGCUGGCUCGCUCACUCUCUUCUUUAGAAAGGUGUUUUAUUUAGCAAGCGUUCGCCUCAAGCCGAGAUUCCAGCCCAGUCAUGAGGUCGAGUAGCACCCUGCCUGUUCCGCAGCCCAGUAGCGCCCCUCCAACACCAACGCGACUGACCGGAGCCAAUAGCGACACCGAGGAGGAAGAACGUGGAGACCUGAUUCAGUUUUAUAAUAAUGUCUACACAGACCAGAUUAAAGACUUUGCCCUGAAGUAUUCCUCGGCCAACGGAACUGAUGUUCCUCCCUUGUCUCCCUACCCGUUUGUGAGAAGCGGCUCUCCCCGCAGAGUCCAACUGUCUCAAAACCACCCGAUUUACAUUUCUCCCCACAAAAAUGAGUGUGCAGUCUCUCGGCGUGAGAAAAUACUCUACUAUUUCAGCAGCAGCCCAUCAAAGAGACUUGAAGAGAUUAACAGCAUGAUUAGAACGGGCGAGACCUCGACGAAAAAGAGGGGCAUCGUCUUAGAGGAGGGGGCCGAAUCACCAGCCAAGCGCAUGUGUCCGGAAAACCACACCGCCCUUCUGAGAAGAUUGCAAGAUGUGGCCAACGACCGAGGAUCUCACUGACCUCAAAGACUAACCGAGGAUUGGGGUGUCUUUUUUUUUUAAUUGCUAUCUGGGCUUUUCUUAACAUUUGACCAGUAAAUAAUGGAAGCCGUGACUUCCACAUCUCCAAGGCACUUUUGGGGCAAGAAAGGAAGUCCUUUUUUUAACCUCCGCGAGCGCGAUGCUCCUGACCUCCAAAGACAAGUCUUUCUGCUUAUGAACCACGGACAUCUUCUGCUCAAGCGCAAUCAGAAAAGUUUUGAGGAGAAGCAUUAUUUCCUCCGCCACCCUGCAAGUCACACCAGCUUGCUUUGGAUGGAUGUAUCCCAUCAAGCGCCGAUCGAUCCAGUUUUCAUCAUCAUCCUUUUUUUAAUUUAUUCGGUAGAAGGGAUUGGUUUUAAUCUCAGAACUGGAAAGACAAAUGUAUUUUUUUACAUUAGCCCAUUAACAUUAUUAUUAUUAUUAUGUUGGCUAGUUGGAUCUUAUCCGGUGUCAUGUUUAGAAUCUGCAGUAUUUUAAUCGCAUUUGGAAAUGUGGCAGUCAGCAGCGAAGGAAUCAGCUCUGUGACUAAUUCUCUGACCCAGUUCAGAACUGCUGUGAACCUUCUUUUUAAAUUAGGAGUGAAGAUUCUAGAACGAUUGUCAGGCAGUAGUUGAAAAGCUUACUGGAGACAGACCAGAAAUUGAAACGGAGGGGAGGCCUUAAACCUUCCCUCCUUCUCUUCUCUCCUUUCUCUUCUCUCCUUUCCUUCUCCUCUCCUUUUCCUCUAUGCCCUUCAGGUGACAUGGGAAUAUUAUGUAUAUAUACCACAAUUUCAUUGUAUUUUAGCUGUGCAAUGUUUCCAGUCAGCUCCAAUCAGCGGGUAGCACUUCACUAGUUCUCAAAUGCAAAUUAGUUUUUGCAACCGUGGCAAUGGCACUUUUGAAGAAUAUAUAUGUGUACAUAUAUAUAUAUAUAUUUUAAAUAGCAAACCCUAAGAUGAAAAGCUGCGUUAAACUGAAUUGUAUUCAUUCCGGAAGCGCACACAGAAGUCAUAACUCUUGCGCAUGAAUAUUUUUAAGGUAGGACUGUUAGCCUUCCCCGUUUCUUAGCUUUAUCAUGGUAGUUGGUUGUGUCGUCCCACUGUUGUUUUUUUUCAAAAUGAGGAAAACAUCUGGCCAUCCUGGAUUAUCGUUGCAGCUGUUUGGUCCAUUGAAGUGUUUAACUGAUUUAAAUGGAGGUCAGGAAGAAUGAUGUAGAGGGAGAACGAUCUCUUCUUCCCUGAAGAACAGGCCAAUAUCUAGUCUGCUUGUGAUCACAAUGGCUCACUAGCAAUAAGACCUUUUCCUAGAUUAUUAUUUUUUUAAAGGGAUGCCAUGGAUUAAACCUAAGAUACUCUGCACGCAUAAGAAUGUGUCCUCCAACACUGGACUGCGGUUUUCAUGUGGUUUCUAAUACCUGCUGAAAAUGUUUCCCCCCCCCCCCCCCCCUCCCCAUAAAGGAUCAAAUUGAGUCUAUAGAGAAAUUAACAAUGGUGUUCGGGCAAUUGAAGAAUCACUUUGAAGACUAAUAGGAUCGUAUUCAAUAUUGUCAAUAUUUUGCCCUGGAUUGCCUUUGCAACAAUAUCUAUGCUGCUCUUAAAAUUGCUCCAAGGGGAUCUAAAUGUAGACCUUGGAAGAGGGAUUUUAGAUUUAUGAAAUGAUCGACUGGACGUAAAAUUGAAUGCAGGGAUGUGGUUAUGAAAUAGGGCAAGCGUUGGCACAUGCAGGUUUAGCCUGUUCAUGGGAUUCGUAAGUUUUAUAAAGCAACAAAUCAAAAAGGUCUAAUUUAAAAAAAACAAAACUGCUAAUUCAGCCUAAUUCCAUCAGGCAGUCAGCAGCUCUGCUUCAUCAUAGCUUCUCAAAAAGGAGGGAAAAAACCAAUUAUGUGUCCCAUAGAUUAAGCCGUAGUUAAAUAUUGUAAAAAUCCUUCCCUCAUUUAGUAGACUUUGGAUUCAAAAUUUCCAUCCAGUCAUCUUCUGAAAAAGUCUUUUGCAUCCAAAGUAGUGAAGGUGCGCUUAAAUUUACCUAUUGAUACCAUUAUAGAAAUGACGUAUUUCCUGACUUAACAGAUUUGGGGGCAUAAUAGAAGCCCUUUUUCCUUUUUUAAAUGGCCUGUUAACUUGAGGUUUUACUAUAGUUGGCAAAACAGAAUUCCAAAGAACUCGUACUUAAUCGGCAAAUAUUUUAUCCAAAGAAAACAACCACAAGGUGGACUUUUUUUUGCCAUGAUUGGUCUUUAUUUUUUUUUUUAAGAUGUCACUAGUAACACAUUAGUCAAGCCAUCUCAAAGCAUGAUUCCUAAGUCAACCUACGCUAGGUUCCCUUUAAGAUUUUAUUAAAACCAAGACCUCUA
Messenger RNA from Thamnophis sirtalis, 5576 nucleotides. Lineage: Eukaryota; Metazoa; Chordata; Lepidosauria; Squamata; Natricidae. The record is from RefSeq and is a predicted model, not a curated record.